Messenger RNA from Exophiala mesophila, 1792 nucleotides. RefSeq lists its product as uncharacterized. Lineage: Eukaryota; Fungi; Ascomycota; Eurotiomycetes; Chaetothyriales; Herpotrichiellaceae. Gene Ontology annotation, biological process: amino sugar metabolic process; peptidoglycan turnover. The record is from RefSeq and is a predicted model, not a curated record. Gene Ontology annotation, molecular function: ATP binding; phosphotransferase activity, alcohol group as acceptor. Bases 211 to 1602 code for a protein of 463 amino acids. The transcript has a single exon.
CGUUGUCGAGCCACCAUACAAGGAUUGCUUGCCCAGGCCAUGUGUCUUAAGACCCCACCCCUGUGGAUGUUGAAUAUAGCGUAUAUGUGAAGGAAGGAAAUGGCGGAGGAAUUGAAUGUGGCAAUUGGUUAACAUACAUAAUUAUUUUGCUCCCCAGUAGACCGUUCAACAUCAAGACAAACCAUUUCACAGACAUCUCACAAGACCAACAUGGCACCUUUUCUGAGCGAAACUCCAACCAACGGAAACACCAAUGGCCAUACGAAUGGGUAUGGCAAUGUCGUCAGCAAUGGUCUUCGUGCGCCCGGAUUGGACUUGACGGUGCUUGGAUUGAACUCGGGCACAUCCAUGGAUGGGAUCGAUUGCGCGUUGUGCCGAUUCAGACAAGAUUCGCCCGACUCACCCAUGCAUUUCGAACUGUUGGCUUAUGAUGAAGUACCACUGGAACCCAAGAUCAAGAAACGAGUCAUGAACAUGAUUUUGCACAAUCAAACCACCCCCGAAGAGCUUUCAGAAGUCAAUGUACUGCUGGGAGAGACAUUCGCCGCGGCGGUCAAGGAGUUUUCGCAAAAGAAUCAAGUUCCACUGGAAAAUAUCGACGCUCUAGGCUCUCACGGUCAGACAAUUUGGCUGCUCAGCAUGCCGGAACCAGGCCAGACCAAGUCCGCCUUGACCAUGGCUGAGGGUUCAUUCCUCGCCUCGAGAACUGGUAUCACUUCAGUCACCGAUUUCCGAGUGUCAGACCAGGCUGCUGGUCGGCAAGGCGCCCCUUUGAUUGCAUUUUUCGACUCGCUCGUCCUUCAUCACCCUACCAAGCUCCGAGCAUGCCAGAAUAUUGGUGGAAUUGCCAACGUAUGCUUCAUCCCACCGGACAAAGAUGGCCGGCUCAAUCCAGAAUUCUUCGACUUUGACACCGGUCCUGGAAAUGUCUUCAUCGAUGCAGCAGUCAGAUACUUCACCAACGGCGAGCGAGAAUACGACAAAGACGGGGCCAUGGGAGCAGCAGGAAAGGUCGACCAAGACCUGGUAGAUGAGUUCCUCCAGACUCACCCAUAUUUCAGCCUGGAGCCACCCAAAACGACAGGUCGGGAGGUGUUUCGAGAUACCAUCGCUCAUGAUCUGAUCAAGCGAGGCCUAGCCAAAGGUCUCUCUGAAAAUGAUGUGGUAGCAACCAUCACUCGAGUGACCGCACAAGCAAUCGUGGAGCACUACCACCGGUAUAUGCCCCGGGAAUAUGGACCUCUAGCUGAGAUAUUCAUGUGCGGAGGCGGAGCUAAGAACCCCAACAUCACUCGAUAUAUGCAAGCAGCGUUCCCAGAGACUCGAAUUGUCAUGCUCGAUGAAGCUGGGAUCCCCGCAGACGCCAAAGAAGCCAUCACCUUUGCCUGGCAAGGGAUGGAGGCCGUGGUGGGAAGAAGCAUUCCAGUACCAAGCAGAGUGGAGUCGCAGAGACAGUUUGUGCUUGGAAAGGUCAGUGCAGGAGAGAACUACCGGAAAGUCAUGAGGCACGGUAUGGAGUUUGGAGCAGGACGAGAGCAUCUACCGCCUGUGACGGAGCUGGUGAAUUAUGUCAAGGGCAAGGUGUUUGACAAUAAAUGGUAGGGUAAAGGUUGAAUUGGGGAAGAUGAUAUCUAGAAUACUUGGUGUUAGUGAUCAAUGGCCUUUGGAGUAUAGUUUAAUAUUGAACCGCCCCCUGGCCAGACUCUGAAUCGGUCAAUAUGUGUGUAGUCUUGAAACUCAAGGGAAGAUGAAGAAAUGAAGUCGAUAAGUCGAAAUGAGACGAAUGUCAAAG